GAGAGCCUUGUGGGUGUGUGCUGAGCCGUCUCAGCCAUGAGGGAGCCGCUCACAGUCAUCAGGGCAGUAAUGCAUUAGCAGCACCUCAGCAGCUUUACUGGAGAUACUGUACUGAUUUCCCCUGGAUCCAUCCCGCCUCUGUGGACUGCGAGUCUAAACGGAAUAAUCUUACGGACAUGCCUGUGAAGAACCACUGUGUUGAUCCAGCUCUUCAGACCUUUGACAACAGGUGACAAUCAAGGUGGCUGGACCUCUUCAAUGGAGACUACGACGGACAGUCGGGUCCCCAGAAUUCUACAAGAUCAUACGAACCUCAGUGCGACAACUUACUUUAACAUAUCCAUUCCCUUCCACCAUCACAUGAACAAUGCAGUGCUGGGAAUUCUCCUAGGAACGCUGUCUCUGCUGACAGUCAUCAUGAACGUCCUGGUUCUGUUGGCUGUGAGAAAGGAACGUACUCUGCACACGGUUGGAAACCUUUACAUCGUCAGUCUCUCUCUGGCGGAUCUUAUUGUUGGGGCAACCGUGAUGCCAUUGAACAUAGUCUACUUGCUUGAGGACGAGUGGAAGCUGGGACGUGUCGUGUGCCAGUUCUGGUUGGUCAUGGACUACGUAGCUAGUACAGCCUCCAUCUUCAGCUUAUUCAUUCUCUGCUUGGACAGGUAUCGAUCUGUUCGGCAGCCGCUGAGGUACUUGAAAUACCGAACCCGUGGAAGGGCGACGCUGAUGAUCUGUGGGGCAUGGUUGCUCUCCAUGACGUGGAUCAUUCCCAUUCUGGGCUGGCGGUUGUUCACCCACGUUGAGAGGAAACCAGAGCUGGAGAGCAAGUGCGACACAGACUUUCGCUUUGUGACCUGGUUCAAAGUUCUGACCGCCAUCCUCAACUUUUACAUCCCGUCCUUUCUGAUGCUCUUUUUCUACUCCCAGAUUUUCAUAGCAGUGCGAGAACACUACAAACAGUGGGAGAGCCUCACUUGUCCCAGAGUUCCACCAGAUCAAGACGGAACCGUACAAAACUCAGAUCCAUUGCAAAGAGCUUUCUACAAACCCUCAGAGAAGGAGAAUCUAGCUCUGCAAGUGACUUAUGCUAAAAACGAAGGCAUCUUGGAUCAGUACACUCUGGAACUGCCGAUUAACUCAAAAGACACUAAUGAGGAGGUUGGUGAAUUGUCGGCUGAUAAAAAACUCAAAAAACGCAAAACCUCCUUUUUUAAUAUCACAAAACACAAGAGGAAAACUUUCAGGGAAGCAAAUGAGAUUUCCUCCAUGAGCCAGGAGGAGGACAUUGACAAUGAGGCGGCAGCCCAAAAAGAGCCAUCUUUACCUCUGAGGUUUUUGCAGUGUGAGGAGAACGAUGAGCUCAAAAUGUUCGUAUCCGUCAACGACUGCAACGUACUGGUGCCAAAUUCUGUCGCUAAUAUUUGCGAGAUAACACCCACCACUGAUGUUCACAAGUACACCACUGUUCUGUGCAACGACGAUGCUGCACAGUCACCUACGUCACCGUGGGCGCAUGCCAGCAGCCCACCAAUAGACACUGGCAACGCUCUUACUCUGAAGCAGACGUGGCAGAAGUUCUGUGAACAGUCCAGACAGUGUGUCCAGAACAUGCGGGUUCACAAGGAGCGGAAAGCUGCGAGGCAGCUCGGCUUCAUUAUCACCGUUUUCAUGGUGUGUUGGAUCCCCUAUUUCAUCACUUUCAUGGUCAUGUCUCUGUGUGACGCCUGCGUUCACCAUGACCUCCACAUGUUCACCAUUUGGUUGGGAUACAUUAACUCCACCCUGAACCCUUUUAUCUACCCGCUCUGCAACGAGAACUUCAAGAGAGUAUUCAAAAAGAUAUUCAGAAUCAAAUCCUGACAUUGCCCAGCCCUUCAGCCCGCAGCCGCCGUGCGUCUGUGUAAACACAAUUUGUACCGAGUUCUGGACCGAGUGUUUAUGAUGGCCUCGUGGCCUCUGAGCUUCUUUGUUGGCCCGUUGUGUUGCAGAACACCUGCAGUGUGUUGAUGAUGAUGUGCGUUUUUUUGUGCGUUGGCUUCAGAGAUAUCGUGUCCUUGGUUUUCAACAGUGUUAUUGUGCUUUUUUUUUACUGUCACUCGACAUUUUUUUUUGUAAUCUGCAUCAGAUUAAACUUUUUACCAUUCGUUUGUUUUUAAUGUAAAUACACGGUAAAGGUGUCCAAUAAAGUUCGGCUGGUUUCGUUGGCACUGGGA
Molecule: messenger RNA, 2213 nt
Organism: Astyanax mexicanus (Mexican tetra)
Lineage: Eukaryota; Metazoa; Chordata; Actinopteri; Characiformes; Acestrorhamphidae
Gene: hrh1
Product: histamine receptor H1
Exons: 2
Coding region: 259-1860 (533 amino acids)
Biological process (GO): chemical synaptic transmission; G protein-coupled receptor signaling pathway, coupled to cyclic nucleotide second messenger
Cellular component (GO): plasma membrane; dendrite
Molecular function (GO): G protein-coupled acetylcholine receptor activity; G protein-coupled serotonin receptor activity
Source: RefSeq, a predicted model, not a curated record